Messenger RNA from Rubroshorea leprosula, 6019 nucleotides. Lineage: Eukaryota; Viridiplantae; Streptophyta; Magnoliopsida; Malvales; Dipterocarpaceae. The record is from the annotation of a GenBank genome assembly.
CACCUCGCGUGGUUAAAAUUCUGCAAUCUCUGCGACUCUCCCCCAAACACCCAAAAGGCUCUCACUCUGCUUUUUUCACGCAACAAGCUAAAGGGAAAGUAGAAAUCGGUGGGAUGGAAUCAAUCAAAGAAGAGCAAUCACUAAACUAAAAUCAAAGCAGAAUGUAUCCAAUUAAGACCCGUCUCUGCAUUCUGCCUCUUCCACCAUCCAACACACAUCACUCUUUUUUUUAUCUUGUUCAAAGUUAGAAGGCAUCUCCUCGGACCUCAGCUUUUAGCAUUAAAAUUAAGGUUCUGAAACUGGUUAUGAUGGAAUCAAUCGAAGAAGAGCAUUCACUCAACUAAAAUCAAAGCAGAAUCCAAGACUACCAUCUUCUGCACUUUCCCUUUUCCACCAUCCAAACUCAUCAGUCUUCUUUUCUAUCUUUAAUUAUGUGUGUUGGAUGAUGAAUAAGAAAGCAUCCAAUUAUGCUCUGUAAUCUAGUCUUUUUUGGUGGAAUCAACAAACAAAAAGCAAUCACCUAACUUCUUCUCGUUUCUCUCCCUUUUCUACCAAAACCAGAGCUCCCUAGACCCAUCCAUUGAUUGCUCUGUCAUGAUUCUUGUUUUCUAGUUUCAAGGCUCCUCCACUGCAUGCUAGCUUUCCACAUUCAACAUUCGAGAGGAAAUCCAAAGCCAAAGUGUUUCUGGUGCUGAAACCGGAUGGAAUAAACCAAAACAAAGAAGAGCCGCCAUCACUAAAAUCAAAGCUCAAUCUAAGACCCAUCUCUUCAUUUUCCCUCUUCCACUCCAGAUUCAUCAAAAGAACACUGUUUGUUCCAUUUAAGUCCAACGAUGGAAGUUGGGGCCGCUCUCGCAUCAAUAACAUUCGAGUUGUUGCUCUCGAAGUUGAAUUCUUCUGUAAGUGAAUGGGUGAAGUUACCAGAGAAAAUUCGUUUCGAGAUGCAGAACUGGCGUAGUCUGUUGCCAAAAAUCGGUGCUCUACUUGAAGAUGCCGAAGAGAAGCAAGAAACAGACCGCGUGGUGAAGUUAUGGCUUGCUGAUUUCAGGGAUUUGGCAUAUGAUAUGGAGGACAUGCUUGAAGAGGUUGAGAUUGAUGCCAAGAGGUCUGAGCUGAUUGCAAAAGCCAAAGCCAGCACCAGUAAGCCACAGAAACUGACAUGUCCCAAAUUGUUUAAUAAGGUUCCAAGAUUCAUGGCUGAUCGAGAUCGAGAGAUGGCUGCCAGGGUGAAGGAUAUAACAGCUAGAUUGCAAAAUAUUGAGGCCAGAAUAAGUAAGUUGGGCCUGAUCAAUUUGACUAUGAGAACUGUAGAAAAGUUUCGCAAAGUAGCUGCAGAAAGAUUGUCCACUACUUCACCUGAACAUCAUGUCUAUGGUAGGGAAAACGACAAAAAGGCUAUUCUUAAGAUGUUGCUCACUGAUGAAAGCAAAGAUGAGUCAUACUCUAUUAUUCCCAUUGUAGGAAUGGGAGGAUUAGGCAAGACCACUCUCGUUCGGCUUGUUUAUAAUGAUGAAAAAUUGAAGGGUAUGUUUGGAUUAAAAGCAUGGGUUUGUAUUUCUGAGGAAUUUGAUAUUUCUCGAAUAACAAGAUCCAUUUUGGAGCAAGUAACUGGGGAAAAGUGUGAUUUAGAAGAUCUUUCUUCACUUCAAGACAAAUUGAAAGAGAAGUUCUCUGGCCAAAAGUUUUUACUUGUACUAGAUGACAUUUGGAAUGAAAAGUAUGAAUUGUGGGAUAAGUUGCAAAGGCCUUUCUUGUCAGGAGCAUUUGGAAGUACAAUAAUCAUCACAACUCGAGACAAGAAUAUUGGGAAAAUGAUGAAGGGAACUGAUAAAGUUUACAGUUUAGCAUUGCUAGAGAAUGAUGCAUGUGUAUCAUUAUUUGCUCGUCAUGCACUAGGGGUAGAAAACUUUGAUGCCUACCCAAAUCUCAAAGGAGUAGGUGAGAAAAUUGUUGAAAAGUGCAAAGGAUUGCCAUUGGCUAUAAAAACCCUUGGUGGCCUUUUGCGUGGUAAGCUACAUCUUGAUGAGUGGGAAAACAUAUUAAAUAGUGAGAUAUGGGAUUUACCAGAACAUAGUAGUGACAUUCUUCCAGCUAUGAGAUUAAGCUAUAAUCACCUUCCUUCUCAUUUGAAGAGAUGCUUUGGCUAUUGCUCUAUAUUUCCUAAAGAUUAUGAAUUUGAUGAGGAUGAGUUAGUUUUGCUAUGGAUGGCCGAAGGACUUUUGCAACAACGACCACAAAGAAUGAGGCAAACAAAAGACCUUGGGCAUCGGCACUUCCGUGAUCUAUUGUCGAGGGCUUUUUUUCAACAAUCCAGUAGAGAUGAGUCAUUGUUUGUGAUGCAUGACCUCAUGGCUGAUUUAGCCCUUUAUGUUGCUGGAGAAACAUGUUGCACCCUUGAAUUAGAUGGAAAAAUAUCAAAUGUGAACUUUCAAAGAGCCCGUCAUUUGUCAUUAUUUCCUUGUAAAUAUGAAGUGUCAAAAAGAUUUGAAUUCCUAGAGAAAAAAAAGAAUUUACGUACAUUCCUACAGUUGAGGAAUUCUAACUCAUGGUAUUGGUCUUGUUUCUUAUCCAACACAGUCUUGCAAGAUUUGAUGAAAAAUCUAAAAUGUUUAAGGGUGUUGUCUCUUCCAUAUUACAAGAUAACGAAGCUCUUUGAUCGGAUUGGAGACUUGAAGCAUCUGCGAUUCAUUAAUUUGUCUGGUACAGAGAUUGAAAGUCUUCCUGACUCAGUGGGUUAUCUUCCUUACUUACAAACAUUGUUGUUAAGGAACUGCCGAAAGGUUUCCAAGUUGCCUACCACUAUUGGAAAUCUACUUGACCUCCAACAUCUUGAUAUAGCUGGGACAUCAUCUUUAAAAGAGAUGCCAUCAGAAAUCAGCAAGUUGACAAGUCUUGUGACAUUGUCAAAAUUUAUUGUUGAAAAUGCCAAAGGACCAAGACUACAGGACUUGAAGAACUUGUCAUGUCUUCAAGGCCAGCUUUCCAUUUUGGAUUUACAAAAUGUUUUGGAUGCUAAUGAUGCAAAGGAGGCCAAUUUGUCUGAGAUUGAGGGAUUGGAUGACUUAUCCUUGGAAUGGUGUUCUGACUUCCAUGACGGUCGAAAUCAAAGCACUGAAAUGCAGGUCCUCAGAUGGUUAAAACCUCAUCAAGUAUUGAGGAGUAUGGUCAAUCUCACCUCCCUCAAAACAUUGAGUAUAAAAAAAUUUUCUAAACUGACUUGCCUACCCAAGAGUUUUGUUGAGUCCAUGAUAUCUCUCAAGGAUAUAGAGAUUGUGUCUUGCACUGAACUUACUUGUUUGUGGGAAGAGGGAGUCAAUAUCCUAAACCUUGCAUGUGUUGAGAAGAUAGAAGUCAAGGAGUGUGAAGCACUAGAUUCCUUGCCUGGUGAGAUAAUGAUGUUGUUGCGACUUGAAGAAUUAUCUAUUGGUCAAUGUCCCGCUUUCCGAAUGUUUCCAAGAGGCAAGUUACCCACCACGCUUAAAGUCUUGAAAAUUUGGGAAUGUGAAAAGCUAGAGUCUCUACCAGAAGGAAUAUUGAUGAAUAAUGGUCAUGCAUAUCAAUCGUCACAACUUGAAGAAUUAGAGAUUGCCAGCUGUCCUUGUCUGAAAUCUUUUCCUAGUGGUCAGUUACCCAAUUCUUUUAAAAGGCUUUGUAUCAAUAAUUGCAAGCAGUUGGAGUCUCCACCUCAAAGGAUGCUGCAGUAUUGUACGGAACUUAAACGGAUAAGUAUUUAUGGGGGUGAUAUGAAAAGUUUAUGUUUUGAGGACAUGCAUGGGCCCACUUCUUUAUGGAUAGGCAAUUGUGAUGGUUUGGAGUCGUUUUCCCUGUCCACCUCCAAUCUUAAAGAUUUAUUCAUAUCAGAUUGCAGGAAUCUCAAGUCUUUGCCUAACAAGAUGCACGACCUCACAUCUCUCAAUGGAUUAUAUAUAAGCAAUUGUCCAGGGAUCAAGUGCAUUUCAGACAGUGGUUUGCCUCCAAACUUAACAUGGCUUCAAAUUUAUGAGUGUAUAGGGAUCAAGUCCAUUCCAGGCGGUGGUUUGUUUCCAAACCUAACAGAUCUUCAAAUUUUCGACUGUCAAGGGAUUGAGUCCAUUCCAGACCGUGGUUUUCCCCCAAACCUUAGAAGUCUUACAAUUGAUUGCAAGAAUCUGAAGAAGCCGAUGCAGGAAUGGGGCCUUAGCAGAAUCACCUCUCUUUUAUCCUUGGAGAUUUAUUGGAUAUGUCCUGAUCUUGAUGUGCUUCCCACUUCUCUAACCAGACUUGUGGUAGGUAAGGUUGAAAAUAUGAAAUCCAUAGCUAGAGGGCUCCUUCAAAACCUCAACUCUCUUCAAGAUUUAACAAUCAAGGAGUGCCCAAAGCUGCAGUCGUUGCCAAAGGAAGGCUUGCCUCCCUCACUUCAAGAUUUAUACAUUGAGAAUUGCCCCAACUUGCAAUCCUUGCCAAAGGAAGGCUUGCCUUCCUUGCUUGAACUAAUCUGGAUUGAAAACUGCCCGUUGUUGAAACGACGAUGCAUGGAGGAGAACGGAGACUAUUGGCCCCUCAUAGCACGCAUCCCCUGCAUUGUAGUUCGGGAUGAUGAAAGCCACACAAGUUCAGAGACAAAACAAAAACUUUGUUUAUGCUUCAAAACAGGAUAACAGUCAAAUGAAUUCAAAUCUAAAUAAAAGUGCUCUUAUCUUGAUUUGAAGAAGAGGCAUCAUAGAAGAAGGGUUAUGCUGAAGCCUUUAGUAGAUUUGAUUAUGAAAAGGUUGGUGCCUGCAUGAAAGGUAUGUUCUGAGAUAUGAUUAAUUUUUGGAAGUUGGAAUCCUUUUCCUAGCUUCAAGUACCUUGUUUCUUUUUUCUUUCUUUCUAUUCUCAAUAAAUUGGAGGCAAAAGGCAAGACAUUCUAAGGGGAUUUUUCUACAAUCUAGAAGAGGAAAAAGUUAUAAUCUGUGGAGAUAUUGCUAAGCUUGUGGCAGAGUUGUACUUGAAAUGCAAAUAACAAAAUCAAUACAAAUCAGUCUUGUAGACACAUUGUAUGAUUUCUCUCUUUACAUUUUUGGGAACUUGUUUUUUGUUGUUUAGGCUAAGAAUCGAUAUGAAAAUAUAGACAUCUGACAAGCUUGUAAUCUUAUUCUUUCUGGCUCAGAGCAUGCUCUUCUGCAAAAGUUUCUUCUUGCUGGAAGGAAGACUUAUUGUGCAUUUCAAAAUUAAAUUGGAAGGGCAUAUAGAACAGCACAUUCGAAUGGGAUUUUUCUUGAAACUGGAAGUGGAAAGGUUAUAGUCUACGGUGAUAUUGCCAAGCUUGUAACUAGAUUGUGCUUCAAAUGCAAAUAACAAAAAUAAUAUAGUUUAGUCCUCUAGAUACCUUCUCAAGCAUGCCCUUCUACAAGAGUUUCUAAUUUGAAUUGCAAGUGUUUAUCAACUUGGCUGAGUCAAGAAAAAGAGUAUUUGAGGGGUACCUUUUGUUAAGAAGCUUGAGCCUCCUUCAAAUGAAAAAAGUUUGAUUGCUGCAGAUUAGAAAGUUGCUAUCUCAGGUUCCCAACACUUUGAGAUUUGACCAGCGCGUCCUAUGUACUAAAUUUUCGUCUUGGAGAGAGUAACUCAAUUUUCUCCUACAUUGUGACCUUGUGACCUCUGCUUUUAUGCUUUGAAAGAGACAAAGAUUAGUUGAUCUGCCAUUUCAUUUUUGUAUUCCAAGUUUGGCAAUGGCACAAAUUGUAUUUAAGUUCACAAGUUUCUACUUUGUGGGUCGAUAUAAGAUUUCUCACUUAACAAUAAGGAAGCACAACAUUGGGCGAAAAGCUUAUUUGUGUCCUAUCAGAAUAAUUUAUUUUAGUUGGAACUUGAAGAUUUUGGCAUUUUAAAGCAGUAUUUAAUUGGAAUUUGAGCUUGAUGAUCAUGAUGAUAACUUUAUUUUGUUCUGUCUAUGCUUAUCAUUAUGCUGUUUUUUAUUGUUUUAAUGCAUAUUUAAAAAGAAGAAAGAAUAACAGCAGUACGAUCAACAACAAAUGCAGAAGAAUAGAUUUGUAUCUUGAGU